AAGCUCAAUCGACAGCGCCAACCCCAUCACCCACCCCCACGCCUCGGCCUCUCGCGCGCCGCCACAAUGCAGGCCGCCGCCGCCGUCCGCCACCCGCACCUCCUCGCGCCGUGCGCCGGCCGCCCCCGCCGCCGGCCCAGCACCGUCCGCAUGGCGCUGCGCGAGGACGGGCCCUCCGUGGCCAUCGUGGGCGCCACGGGCGCGGUCGGCCAGGAGUUCCUCCGCGUCAUCACGGACCGGGACUUCCCCUACCGCAGCCUCCGCCUCCUGGCCAGCGAGCGCUCCGCGCGGAAGCGCCUCGCCUUCGAGGACCGCGAGUACACCGUCCAGGACCUCGCCGCGCCGGGGGCCUUCGACGGCGUCGACAUCGCGCUCUUCAGCGCCGGCGGGGGCGUCAGCCGCAAGUACGGGCCCGCGGCCAUCGCCAGCGGCGCCGUCGUCGUGGACAACAGCUCCGCGUUCCGGAUGGACCCCGAGGUGCCGCUCGUUAUCCCCGAGGUCAACCCGGAGGCCAUGGCCAACGUCCGGCUGGGGCAGGGCGCGAUUGUGGCGAAUCCGAAUUGCUCGACCAUCAUCUGCCUCAUGGCGGCCACCCCGCUCCAUCACCACGCCAAGGUGUUAAGGAUGGUUGUCAGCACUUACCAAGCUGCAAGUGGUGCUGGUGCUGCAGCAAUGGAAGAACUUAAACUGCAGACUAAGGAGGUCUUGGAAGGGAAGGCACCAACAUGCAACAUUUUCAAACAACAGUAUGCUUUUAAUAUAUUUUCGCACAAUGCGCCAGUUCUUGAAAAUGGGUAUAAUGAGGAAGAGAUGAAAAUGGUGAAGGAGACCAGAAAAAUCUGGAACGACAAGGAUGUGAAAGUUACUGCGACCUGCAUACGGGUUCCUGUGAUGCGUGCGCACGCUGAAAGUGUCAAUCUACAGUUUGAAAAGCCACUUAAUGAGGAUACUGCCAGAGAAAUUCUGAGGGCUGCUCCUGGUGUUACCAUUGUUGAUGAUCGUGCAGCUAAUCGCUUCCCUACACCUCUAGAGGUAUCAAAUAAAGAUGACGUAGCAGUAGGUAGGAUUCGCCAGGACUUGUCACAAGAUGAUAACCGAGGGUUGGAGAUAUUUGUCUGUGGCGAUCAGAUUCGUAAAGGUGCUGCGCUCAAUGCUGUUCAGAUUGCCGAAAUGCUACUGAAGUGAUUAUCCUUUUGUAUCACUCCAUGUUCCUAGUUAGUCUAGUCAUUGCUGAACUGAUGUACUCUGGUUAGUUUGAGCUCAAUUUUGGUCGCCUAUAUGUAAUCUAUUGUGCUAGUGCAAUAAUUGUGAGACGGGCUUGAGUCAUCUGUUGCGCACAAAAGUGCAUUCGGAAGUUGGGAAAUAAUGGGCCAUCCUUAUUCAGCAUCUCUAUCAUAUCUUGUUCAGAUUUUGAUUCAGAUUCAUAUAACACUCCA
Molecule: messenger RNA, 1436 nt
Organism: Panicum virgatum (switchgrass)
Lineage: Eukaryota; Viridiplantae; Streptophyta; Magnoliopsida; Poales; Poaceae
Product: aspartate-semialdehyde dehydrogenase-like
Exons: 8
Coding region: 67-1185 (372 amino acids)
Biological process (GO): L-threonine biosynthetic process
Molecular function (GO): protein dimerization activity; NADP binding; aspartate-semialdehyde dehydrogenase (NADP+) activity
Source: RefSeq, a predicted model, not a curated record